Ectocarpus siliculosus is the source of this 378-nucleotide messenger RNA. The record is from the annotation of a GenBank genome assembly. Lineage: Eukaryota; Phaeophyceae; Ectocarpales; Ectocarpaceae.
AUGCCCGAGGUUGUUCCGGUAGAGCUGGUGACGGUGGGGGAGCUGGACGGUGUGCCGAGGUCCACGCGGGGGCGGUUGACGAUCGAGCAGGUUAACGCGGCGGUUACGGACAUCCAGAAGGCGAUAGAGAGAAGGCAUGCCUUUCUCUCCAAACCUCGGAAGAAAAUGUCGGAGAAGCAGCGAGGGCGCCUGGAAGAGCUGCUGGGGCAGGAGGUGCCGGCGCACGGAGGGCGGCCGUUCAUCGCGGAGCCGGAUCUGAGAGCGCUCCCGUCCUUCAAGAAAGGAGAGAUGACAGCCAAGGCGCUCAUCGCGACGCUGCGAAAUCUGAAGCGCUUGAAGGGGGUACGCGGAGCGGGCAUGAUGACGUACGUUGUGUAG